Molecule: messenger RNA, 2912 nt
Organism: Helianthus annuus (common sunflower)
Lineage: Eukaryota; Viridiplantae; Streptophyta; Magnoliopsida; Asterales; Asteraceae
Product: G-type lectin S-receptor-like serine/threonine-protein kinase At4g27290
Exons: 7
Coding region: 171-2621 (816 amino acids)
Biological process (GO): recognition of pollen; protein phosphorylation
Molecular function (GO): ATP binding; protein serine/threonine kinase activity
Source: RefSeq, a predicted model, not a curated record
AACCUAAACGCCAGUCGAUACAGCAAGUUGUCUCAUUUAAUGCCGGUCUAAAUGAAUUAGCUGGAAUCAAAAUAUCUAACUAAUUUUAGUUUAUUAUUAUUUAAAUGUCAUUCUGACAAAAAGUAUGCUAAAUCAGUAGUUGCUGAAAUAAAACAGUAUCUAAAAUCUCAAUGGAAGGAGCAGCCAUACUUCUGUUUUCCUUGCUUUUUCUUCACAAAAGCUAUGCUGCGGAACUCAACAUAAUCUCGGAUUCAAGGUUUCUAACAGAUGUAGACACUUUGGUCUCGCCUACUGGAGUUUUCGUACUUGGAUUCUUUAACCCAGGUAGUUCUGAGAACAGAUAUCUCGGUAUCUGGUAUAAGAACAUCCCUGUCACAACGGUGGUUUGGGUUGCAAACAGAGACCGCCCGCUCCUGGGUGCAUCGCAGCUUGAGUUAAAGAUCACUGAUCGAGGAAUUCUCGGCCUCUUCAACAAUAGCCGCAUGAUCUGGUCAUCUAACACAACGGCAUCAGGGAACGCAACUGCAAAGCUUUGGGACAACGGAAAUCUAGUUGUGGUUGAUCAACAGGAGAGGAUUGUCUGGCAGAGUUUUGAUUACCCAACCGAUACUCUUCUACCUGGCAUGAAGUUAGGGAGAGACUAUGUAAGGGGAAAGGAAUGGUAUCUAACACCAUGGAAGAAUAGUCAAGAUCCAGCUCCAGGUGAAUUGACGUGGGGCGCUGACAGACUCGGGUAUCCUGAAAACAAACUAAGACAGGGGGCAUCGAUUAAAUUUCGUGGUGGACCAUGGAGUAAUGAACGGUUUCCUGGGGUUUCUGUAUUUAGCAAGAGCUUAACCUUUAGAUACGAUGUAACUGUUAACAAAAGUGAGGUGUCUUUUUCUUAUAAUCUUGAAGACAAUUCUAUCUUAUCAAGGGUUGUCUUGAAUUCAUCUGCGCAUCUAGAAAGUUGGGCAUGGGUAGACAAUGUUAGAGGGUGGCUGCCCGUCGUGUCGUUCCCGAGAAGUGCAUGUGAUACAUACAACAUUUGUAAUGCUUAUGGAACCUGCGACAUCAACAUGAUUCAACAGUCGUGUUCUUGCAUAGACAACAAAAGGUUCAAGCCUAAAGAUCAAAAGGGUUGGGACACAGCUGAUUGGUCUGGUGGUUGUAUUAGGAAUACACCAUUGGAGUGCAAAAAUGGAUCAGAAGGAUUUAUUAAGUACUCUAAUGUAAAAUUGCCAGACGCAGAAAAUACUUGGUUUAACAUGAACAUGACUCUUGAAGAAUGUGGCACAAAGUGCUUAACAAAUUGUACUUGUAUGGCUUAUGCAAAUCCAGAAAAAAAUCGAAGCGUCUGCUUGCAUUGGUUCAAUGACCUUCUAGACAUCCAAGUGUUACCGGAAGGCAGUGGUGGUCCGGAUAUUUUUGUAAGGAUGGCUUCAUCUGAAUUAGAUUCUCAAUACGUUUCCAAAAAGCAGGGAGGAGAAAAGCUUAAAAUCAUCUUACUUGUAAUCAUCCCGGUGGUUCUCAUAGGCUUGAUCAUCGCUACAUGGUUGUGUUAUGCACGGAGAAAAAGGAAAUUAACAGGGGAAGGGGAAAUCUUGAAUCCCUCUAAAAGACACGAAGAAGACAUGGAGCUACCAUUAUUUAGCUUCUCUAUGAUUGCAAAUGCCACUACCAAUUUUUCACCUAACAAUAAACUUGGAGAGGGUGGUUUUGGACCGGUUUAUAAGGGUAUGCUAGAAGAAGGGAAAGAGAUCGCUGUUAAACGUCUGUCCAAGAAUUCAAGUCAAGGACUUGAUGAAUUCAAGAAUGAAGUCAUUUGCAUUUCAAAACUUCAGCACCGAAAUCUUGUGAAGCUUCUUGGUUGUUGCAUACAAGGAGAUGAGAAGCUAUUGAUCUAUGAGUACAUGCCAAAUAAAAGCUUAGACUCCUUUAUUUUUGACAAAACUCAAAGCAUGCUUCUUGAUUGGACAAAGCGUUUCAACAUAAUCAAAGGAAUUGCUCGAGGACUUCUUUACCUGCACCAAGAUUCACGAUUAAGAAUCAUCCAUAGAGAUCUUAAGGCUAGCAACGUCUUACUAGAUCAGGAUAUGAACCCAAAGAUAUCAGACUUUGGCUUAGCUAGAAGUUUUGGAGGAAACGAGACCCAAGCAAACACAGAAAGGGUUGUUGGCACAUAUGGUUACAUGUCCCCCGAAUAUGCACUAGAUGGUAUUUUCUCCAUAAAGUCAGAUGCGUUUAGCUUUGGCGUUUUGGUGCUGGAAAUUGUGAGUGGGAAGAGAAAUAGAGGAUUUAUCCAACCUGAAAAUGAAAAUAAUCUCAUUGGACAUGUAUGGAGGCUCUAUAGUGAAGGCAGAUCACUGGAAUUAAUUGAUGCGAGUUGCGCAGAAUCAUGCCAUCCUCCUGAAGUUUUAAGAUCAAUCCAUGUUGGGUUGUUAUGUGUUCAACAAAAUGCGGCAGACAGGCCAAACAUGUCAUCUGUAAUUAUGAUGCUGAGCAGUGAAGGUGAACUGCCACAACCUAAGCAACCAUCAUUUCUCACAGAAAAGGAGCUACCUGUAAUAAACUACUCUUCAAGUAGUUACACAGCAGGUUCAACGAUCGAUUUCACUAUUACGGAGGUAGGUGCUCGGUAGAAACCUUUAUUUUCAUUGGACCACAUGAUAUCGUUGUUUCAUAGGUAUUAUUCCACCUGGCUGUCAUAGUUGGGAUGACCUUUGUCAUACGGCAUGAAUAUGUAUGGUUGCAGGCUGCCGUUACAUAGGUUUGUUUUUAUUUUAAUGUUUAUAUAUCAUGUAAAGUUAAAUAUUUGUAGAUCUGGGUUUCCUGGUCAAGUUUAUACCAAAUGAAUUGGGUGUGAGUGGAAUUAAAAAUGUAGCAUGAAUUAAAAUAAAACACUAGUCAAUAUGAAAUCGGGUGUGAGUAAA